This is a messenger RNA of Talaromyces rugulosus, 474 nucleotides long. RefSeq lists its product as uncharacterized. The record is from RefSeq and is a predicted model, not a curated record. NCBI's taxonomy places the organism in Eukaryota, Fungi, Ascomycota, Eurotiomycetes, Eurotiales, Trichocomaceae. The coding region runs from base 1 to 474 and encodes 157 amino acids. The transcript has 2 exons.
AUGGCGGAUAUUAAACCCCCCUUCACCGCAGAGUCGGCCCGGCAAAAAGUCAAAGCUGCCCAAAACUUGUGGAACGCUCAGGAUCCCGCAAAAAUCUCCCUUGCAUACACCCCAGACACAGUCUGGCGGAACCGGGACCAGUUCGUCAAAGGCACCGACGAGGUCAAAGAGCUCCUGACCAAGAAAUGGCAAAAGGAAAAGUCGUACCGUCUGCGAAAGGAACUGUUCGCCUUCACCGACAACCGCAUUGCCGUGCAGUUCUGGUACGAGUACCAAGAUGCCUAUGACGAGAUGAAGUGGAAGCGCUGCUACGGACUGGAAGACUGGACAUUUGACUACGAGUCGGGAAAGAUGCGGAAGCGCCAGAUGUCUGGGAACGAUAUCCUCCUGGGGCCCAAUGGCAACGGACAAGGCCGGUGGUUUGUUGAGGAGACCGAUGUCGAAGAUGCAAUCAUCACCGAGGAGCACUGGUAG